AUGUCCACUGCUCCGGAGGUUAUUCGUAGAAAUCGCCCGGGGACAAAAAAAGAAGAAUGGUGUGAUUGGCCUGAUGAGGUUAUUGACGAAGUUGAUACAGUUCUCGCAGUACAACAGAUUAUUCAGCAAACAAUUCGGAAAGAUUUCCGCAAUAUUGAAGCCAUUUUAACCGAACCACAGGGUCAGGAUCUUGGUGUUUGGAAAUAUGAGCAUUUACGUCAGUUCUGUAUGGAAUUGAACGGUUUGGCAGUUUUGCUUCAAUACCAUUGUACCCCGGAAACCUGUGCUCAAAUGACAGCAACAGAACAAUGGAUUUUCUUAUGUGCCGCUCAUAAAACCCCAAAAGAGUGUCCAGCAAUAAACUACACUAGACAUACUUUAGAUGGAGCUGCUUGUCUUUUGAACAGCAGUAAAUAUUUCCCUAGUCGAGUUACAAUCCGUGAAUCGUCUCUUGCAAAGUUAAGCUCCGUUUGUCGUCGUGUUUAUCGAAUUUUCUCACAUGCCUACUAUCACCAUCGAAGUCUUUUUGACCAGUUUGAAGAAAAGACAGCCCUGUGUCAGCGUUUCACAGUGUUUGUACUGAAGUACAACUUAAUGAACAAGCAGAACCUUCUUGUGCCAAUGCCGGGUGCUGACAUUGAAGAGGUCACUUGUGUUGUAGAAGGGAAUACCAGCUUAGUCGGUGGGAAUUCAACGUCAGAAGCAAAUUCUUCAACAGAUCCUGGUACCGCCGGUAAUGCUGAUUCUGCUGUCUAG
Messenger RNA from Rodentolepis nana, 756 nucleotides. Lineage: Eukaryota; Metazoa; Platyhelminthes; Cestoda; Cyclophyllidea; Hymenolepididae. The record is from the annotation of a GenBank genome assembly.